Molecule: messenger RNA, 1077 nt
Organism: Symbiodinium natans
Lineage: Eukaryota; Dinophyceae; Suessiales; Symbiodiniaceae
Source: the annotation of a GenBank genome assembly
AUGAUCGCCAGCACCACGCUGACCACGAUGCAAGUUGCGGAGGGCCUUGAGGAAGGGGGCUUGUUCUACCUCCUGAACCCGCUGACAGUUGCAAGCUGUGUGGCUCUGUCUGUGCAGAACCUGCAACACCUCUUUCUCGUCUUCGCCGUCGUGGCUGCCGGGGCUGGCAAAGGCGGGUUGAGUGCCGCCGGCAUUGCUGCGUCGCUGUACGUUUGUCCAUUUACACCGGUCCUGCUUGUUCUGCCGUGCGCUUGUCUGGCCUACAACCAGCAGCGCUCUGUCGAGCGAGCCAAAGAAGACCGUGAGCAUUCCGAGUACGAUGCAUUGACAAAGGGACAGGUCAGCCUUGGCUUCCUCAUGUACAGUGUUUGCUUCUUGAUGGUGGUGCUCUGCUCCUUUGUCUGCCUCUUGGGGGCAUCAAUGGCUGCCAUGGCAGGCGAGCUGCAGUUCGUGGAGGCUGCCUUCUUGUCAGUACUCAGCAUACGCGACCUGACCCCGAACACUGGCUUUUUCUGGUACUUUUUCAUCGAGGUUUUUCAGCGCUACUACUUGCUAUUCGUGUUUGCUUUCCAUGCCCAUAUCCUUUUCUACUCAGUCCCGCUUCACCUGCGCCUCGGGAGCUAUGCGCCUACAGGGCCCUUCAUCCAUUGCAGCGCUGCGAUUGGCAUGAUUUCCCUUUUCAAGCCCUAUCCGACAGCCAGUGACUACGCCCUGAUGGUUUCGGCCAUGCUUGUUCAAGCCGAGCUAAUUCGAGAGAGCCAGCGCUACUUUGCUUUCCUCCUGAGUGGCGUGAUGUUCGGCCUGUCCAUGGUUCCCACCAUGGUGGCGGUCUGGUUGGGCAGGAAUGCAGGCAAUGCCAACUACCUGUACAACAUGACGCUUGUGGUGAAUGUUUUCGGAUCCUUGACUUUGUCGGAAUGGGUGAAAGCUGGCAUGCGGCUACGAAAGCGGCAGUUCCGCUUGGCAUACUUCCGCAAGCUUGUUCUGGCAGUGGCAGAUGAGGUGUCAGCCAACCCAGCUGCUGCCAAGGCGAGAGCAUCUGUGCCAGCUCCUGAUGCUGACACGACGGUGACAUAA